AUGACAACAGUGAAAGCAUUGAUUGCUACUGCACUUAAGAGGGGUUGGGACACCUUUCAGUUGGAUGUCAACAAUGUCCUCUUGAGAUUUUGUGAAGCGGCAUAUCUUAUGUCUGUAGGUCGAUUGGAUAUUCGUGGAAGAAUUGGAACAGAAAUGUUGUCACCAAAGACAGAAUAUUCUGCUUAUUUGGUGUUCAACUUGUUAAAAUGGUCCCAUGGACUUGAAUCUGCUAAAUCAAGUAUUAAGUUUGUUAAUUAUGAGAGUGAAAUUGAUACUGAAAAUCAGUACAACACUGUGCACUUUGCAAGAGCGCAAGUAAAUGGGGAUAUCCCAAAAAUGAGAGGAGACAGAUGGAUGGAAGUAGAAUUGGGAUAG
Solanum dulcamara is the source of this 375-nucleotide messenger RNA. Its product is annotated as F-box protein PP2-B13-like. The record is from RefSeq and is a predicted model, not a curated record. The transcript has 2 exons. NCBI's taxonomy places the organism in Eukaryota, Viridiplantae, Streptophyta, Magnoliopsida, Solanales, Solanaceae. Bases 1 to 375 code for a protein of 124 amino acids.